AUGUCAGUUAAUGUUGACAUGGUGACCAAACUUGUAGUUGUUGAAGCGCCUCUAACUGUGUCUGGUGCAGACUCUGGCAGCCCCAGUACAACCACAGGUGUUACAGUAGUUAGUGAAGCAGACAAUACGUACAACAAAUCCUCUAACAGUGUGUCUGGUGCAGACUCUGGCAGCCCCAGUACAACCACAGGUGUUACAGUAGUUAGUGAAGCAGACAAUACGUACAACAGAGCCUCUAACAGUGUGUCUAGUGCAGACUCUGGCAGCCCCAGUACAACCACAGGUGUUACAGUAGUUAGUGAAGCAGACAACACGUAUAACAGAGCCUCUAACAGUGUGUCUGGUGCAGACUCUGGCAGUCCCAGUACAACCACAGGUGUUAAAGUGGUUAGUGAAGCAGACAAUACGUACAACAGAGCCUCUAACAGUGUGUCUAGUGCAGACUCUGGCAGCCACAGUACAACCACAGGUGUUACAGUAGUUAGUGAAGCAGACAAUACGUAUAACAGAUCCUCUAACAGUGUGUCUAGUGCAGACUCUGGCAGUCCCAGUACAACCACAGGUGUUAAAGUGGUUAGUGAAGCAGACAAUACGUACAACAGCGCCUCUAACAGUGUGUCUAGUGCAGACUCUGGCAGCCACAGUACAACCACCAGUGUUACAGUAGUUAGUGAAGCAAACAGUACGUACAACAAAUCCUCUAACAGUGUGUCUAGUGCAGACUCAGGCAGCCCCAGUACAACCACAGGUGUUACAGUAGUUAGUGAAGCAGACAGUACGUACAACAGAGCCUCUAACAGUGUGUCUGGUGCAGACUCAGGCAGCCCCAGUACAACCACAGGGGUUAAAGUAGUUAGUGAAGCAGACAAUACGUAUAACAGAGCCUCUAGCAGUGUGUCUAGUGCAGACUCUGGCAGCCACAGUACAACCACAGGUGUUACAGUAGUUAGUGAAGCAGACAAUACGUACAACAAAUCCUCUAACAGUGUGUCUAGUGCAGACUCUGGCAGCCCCAGUACAACCACAGGUGUUACAGUAGUUAGUGAAGCAGACAAUACGUACAACAAAUCCUCUAACAGUGUGUCUAGUGCAGACUCUGGCAGCCCCAGUACAACCACAGGUGUUACAGUAGUUAGUGAAGCAGACAAUACGUACAACAGAGCCUCUAACAGUGUGUCUAGUGCAGACUCUGGCAGCCCCAGUACAACCACAGGUGUUACAGUAGUUAGUGAAGCAGACAAUACGUAUAACAGAGCCUCUAGCAGUGUGUCUGGUGCAGACUCUGGCAGCCCCAGUACAACCACCAGUGUUACAGUAGUUAGUGAAGCAGACAAUACGUAUAACAGAGCCUCUAGCAGUGUGUCUGGUGCAGACUCUGGUCGCCCCAGUACAACCACCAGUGUUACAGUAGUUAGUGAAGCAGACAAUACGUAUAACAGAGCCUCUAACAGUGUGUCUGGUGCAGACUCUGGCAGCCCCAGUACAACCACAGGUGUUACAGUAGUUAGUGAAGCAGACAAUACGUACAACAGCGCCUCUAACAGUGUGUCUGGUGCAGACUCUGGCAGCCCCAGUACAACCACAGGUGUUACAGUAGUUAGUGAAGCAGACAAUACGUAUAACAGAGCCUCUAGCAGUGUGUCUGGUGCAGACUCUGGCAGCCCCAGUACAACCACAGGGGUUAAAGUAGUUAGUGAAGCAGACAAUACGUAUAACAGAGCCUCUAGCAGUGUGUCUGGUGCAGACUCUGGCAGUCCCAGUACAACCACAGGUGUUAAAGUAGUUAGUGAAGCAGACAAUACGUAUAACAGAGCCUCUAACAGUGUGUCUGGUGCAGACUCUGGCAGUCCCAGUACAACCACAGGUGUUAAAGUAGUUAGUGAAGCAGACAAUACGUACAACAGAGCCUCUAACAGUGUGUCUGGUGCAGACUCUGGCAGCCCCAGUACAACCACAGGUGUUACAGUAGUUAGUGAAGCAGACAAUACGUACAACAAAUCCUCUAACAGUGUGUCUAGUGCAGACUCUGGCAGCCCCAGUACAACCACAGGUGUUAAAGUGGUUAGUGAAGCAGACAAUACGUACAACAGAGCCUCUAACAGUGUGUCUAGUGCAGACUCUGGCAGCCCAAGUACAACCACAGGUGUUAAAGUAGUUAGUAAAGCAGACAAUACGUACAACAGAGCCUCUAACAGUGUGUCUAGUGCAGACUCUGGCAGCCCAAGUACAACCACCAGUGUUACAGUAGUUAGUGAAGCAAACAGUACGUACAACAGCGCCUCUAACAGUGUGUCUAUUGCAGACUCUGGCAGUCACAGUACAACCACCAGUGUUACAGUAGUUAGUGAAGCAGACAAUACGUACAACAGCGCCUCUAACAGUGUGUCUAGUGCAGACUCUGGCAGUCACAGUACAACCACCAGUGUUACAGUAGUUAGUGAAGCAGACAAUACGUACAACAGCGCCUCUAACAGUGUGUCUAGUGCAGACUCUGGCAGUCACAGUACAACCACCAGUGUUACAGUAGUUAGUGAAGCAGACAAUACGUACAACAGCGCCUCUAACAGUGUGUCUAGUGCAGACUCUGGCAGUCACAGUACAACCACCAGUGUUACAGUAGUUAGUGAAGCAGACAGUACGCACAACAGCGCCUCUAACAGUGUGUCUGGUGCAGACUCUGGCAGCCCCAGUACAACCACCAGUGUUACAGUAGUUAGUGAAGCAGACAGUGCGUACAAAAGAGCCUCUAACAGUGUGUCUAGUGCAGACUCUGGCAGCCACAGUACAACCACAGGUGUUAAAGUAGUUAGUGAAGCAGACAAUACGUACAACAGAGCCUCUAACAGUGUGUCUAGUGCAGACUCAGGCAGCUACAGUACAACCACCAGUGUUACAGUAGUUAGUGAAACAGACAGUACGCACAACAGCGCCUCUAACAGUGUGUCUGGUGCAGACUCUGGCAGUCCCAGUACAACCACAGGUGUUAAAGUAGUUAGUGAAGCAGACAAUACGUACAACAGCGCCUCUAACAGUGUGUCUGGUGCAGACUCUGGCAGUCCCAGUACAACCACAGACUCUGGCAGCCACAGUACAACCACCAGUGUUACAGUAGUUAGUGAAGCAGACAAUACGUACAACAGCGCCUCUAACAGUGUGUCUGGUGCAGACUCUGGUCGCCCCAGUACAACCACCAGUGUUACAGUAGUUAGUGAAACAGACAAUACGUACAACAGAGCCUCUAGCAGUGUGUCUAGUGCAGACUCUGGCAGCCCCAGUACAACCACAGGUGUAAAAGUAGUUAGUGAAGCAGACAAUACCUACAAUGGCGCCUCUAACAGUGUGUCUAGUGCAGACUCUGGCAGCCCCAGUACAACCACCAGUGUUACAGUAGUUAGUGAAGCAGACAGUACGCACAAAAGCGCCUCUAACAGUGUGUCUGGUGCAGACUCUGGCAGCCACAGUACAACCACCAGUGUUACAGUAGUUAGUGAAGCAGACAAUACGUACAACAGCGCCUCUAACAGUGUGUCUGGUGCAGACUCUGGUCGCCCCAGUACAACCACCAGUGUUACAGUAGUUAGUGAAACAGACAAUACGUACAACAGAGCCUCUAGCAGUGUGUCUAGUGCAGACUCUGGCAGCCACAGUACAACCACGGGUGUUAAAGUAGUUAGUGAAGCAGACAGUGCGUACAACAGAGCCUCUAACAGUGUGUCUAGUGCAGACUCAGGCAGCUACAGUACAACCACCAGUGUUACAGUAGUUAGUGAAGCAGACAGUACGCACAACAGCGCCUCUAACAGUGUGUCUGGUGCAUACUCUGGCAGUCCCAGUACAACCACAGGUGUUAAAGUAGUUAGUGAAGCAGACAAUACGUACAACAGAGCCUCUAACAGUGUGUCUGGUGCAGACUCUGGCAGUCCCAGUACAACCACAGGUGUUACAGUAGUUAGUGAAGCAGACAAUACGCACAACAGAGCCUCUAACAGUGUGUCUGGUGCAGACUCUGGCAGUCCCAGUACAACCACAGGUGUUACAGUAGUUAGUGAAGCAGACAAUACGUAUAACAGAGCCUCUAACAGUGUGUCUGGUGCAGACUCUGGCAGUCCCAGUACAACCACAGGUGUUAAAGUAGUUAGUGAAGCAGACAAUACGUACAACAGAGCCUCUAACAGUGUGUCUAGUGCAGACUCAGGCAGCUACAGUACAACCACCAGUGUUACAGUAGUUAGUGAAACAGACAGUACGCACAACAGCGCCUCUAACAGUGUGUCUGGUGCAGACUCUGGCAGUCCCAGUACAACCACAGGUGUUAAAGUAGUUAGUGAAGCAGACAAUACGUACAACAGAGCCUCUAACAGUGUGUCUAGUGCAGACUCUGGCAGCCCCAGUACAACCACCAGUGUUACAGUAGUUAGUGAAGCAGACAGUACGCACAACAGCGCCUCUAACAGUGUGUCUGGUGCAGACUUUGGCAGCCACAGUACAACCACCAGUGUUACAGUAGUUAGUGAAGCAGACAAUACGUACAACAGCGCCUCUAACAGUGUGUCUGGUGCAGACUCUGGUAGCCCCAGUACAACCACCAGUGUUACAGUAGUUAGUGAAGCAGACAAUACGUACAACAGAGCCUCUAGCAGUGUGUCUAGUGCAGACUCUGGCAGCCCCAGUACAACCACAGGUGUUAAAGUAGUUAGUGAAGCAGCCAAUACCUACAAUGGCGCCUCUAACAGUGUGUCUGGUGCAGACUCUGGCAGCUACAGUACAACCCCAGGUGUUACAGUAGUUAGUGAAGCAGACAAUACGCACAACAGCGCCUCUAACAGUGUGUCUGGUGCAGACUCUGGCAGCCACAGUACAACCACCAGUGUUACAGUAGUUAGUGAAGCAGACAGUACACACAGCAGCGCCUCUAACAGUGUGUCUAGUGCAGACUCUGGCAGUCCCAGUACAACCACCAGUGUUACAGUAGUUAGUGAAGCAGACAGUACACACAGCAGCGCCUCUAACAGUGUGUCUGGUGCAGACUCUGGCAGCCACAGUACAACCACCAGUGUUACAGUAGUUAGUGAAGCAGACAGUUCACACAGCAGCGCCUCUAACAGUGUGUCUGGUGCAGACUCUGGCAGUCCCAGUACAACCACCAGUGUUACAGUAGUUAGUGAAGCAGACAGUACACACAACAGCGCCUCUAACAGUGUGUCUGGUGCAGACUCUGGCAGCCACAACUCUGGCAGUCCCAGUACAACCACAGGUGUUAAAGUAGUUAGUGAAGCAGACAAUACGUACAACAGAGCCUCUAACAGUGUGUCUAGUGCAGACUCUGGCAGCCCCAGUACAACCACCAGUGUUAAAGUAGUUAGUGAAGCAGACAAUACGUACAUCAGAUCCUCUAACAGCGUGUCUAGUGCAGACUCUGGACAUCCGAGUCGAACGACCAGUGUCACAGUAGUUAGUAAAGCAGACAUAGUUAGUGAAGCAGACAGUUCGCACAACAGCGCCUCUAACAGUGUGUCUGGUGCAGACUCUGGCAGUCCCAGUACAACCACAGGUGUUAAAGUAGUUAGUGAAGCAGACAAUACGUAUAACAGAGCCUCUAACAGUGUGUCUGGUGCAGACUCUGGUCGCCCCAGUACAACCACCAGUGUUACAGUAGUUAGUGAAGCAGACAGUACGCACAACAGCGCCUCUAACAGUGUGUCUGGUGCAGACUCUGGCAGCCACAGUACAACCACCAGUGUUACAGUAGUUAGUGAAGCAGACAAUACGUACAACAGCGCCUCUAACAGUGUGUCUGGUGCAGACUCUGGUCGCCCCAGUACAACCACCAGUGUUACAGUAGUUAGUGAAGCAGACAAUACGUACAACAGAGCCUCUAGCAGUGUUUCUAGUGCAGACUCUGGCAGCCCCAGUACAACCACAGGUGUUAAAGUUGUUAGUGAAGCAGACAAUACCUACAAUGGCGCCUCUAACAGUGUGUCUGGUGCAGACACUGGCAGCUACAGUACAACCACAGGUGUUACAGUAGUUAGUGAAGCAGACAAUACGCACAACAGCGCCUCUAACAGUGUGUCUGGUGCAGACUCUGGCAGCCCCAGUACAACCACCAGUGUUACAGUAGUUAGUGAAGCAGACAGUACGCACAGCAGCGCCUCUAACAGUGUGUCUGGUGCAGACUCUGGCAGUCCCAGUACAACCACAGGUGUUAAAAUAGUUAGUGAAGCAGACAAUACCUACAAUGGCGCCUCUAACAGUGUGUCUAGUGCAGACACUGGCAGCUACAACACUGGCAGCCCCAGUACAACCACAGGUGUUAAAGUUGUUAGUGAAGCAGACAAUACCUACAAUGGCGCCUCUAACAGUGUGUCUGGUGCAGACACUGGCAGCUACAGUACAACCACAGGUAAUACAGUAGUUAGUGAAGCAGACAAUACGCACAACAGCGUCUCUAACAGUGUGUCUGGUGCAGACUCUGGCAGCCCCAGUACAACCACCAGUGUUACAGUAGUUAGUGAAGCAGACAGUACGCACAGCAGCGCCUCUAACAGUGUGUCUGGUGCAGAUUCUGGCAGCCCCAGUACAACCACAGGUGUUAAAAUAGUUAGUGAAGCAGACAAUACGUACAACAGAGCCUCUAACAGUGUGUCUAGUGCAGACUCUGGCAGCCCCAUAGUUAGUGAAGCAGACAGUACGCACAACAGCGCCUCUAACAGUGUGUCUGGUGCAUACUCUGGCAGUCCCAGUACAACCACAGGUGUUACAGUAGUUAGUGAAGCAGACAAUACGUACAACAGAGCCUCUAACAGUGUGUCUAGUGCAGACUCUGGCAGCCCCAGUACAACCACCAGUGUUACAGUAGUUAGUGAAGCAGACAGUACGUACAACAGAGCCUCUAACAGUGUGUCUAGUGCAGACUCUGGCAGCCCCAGUACAACCACCAGUGUUACAGUAGUUAGUGAAGCAGACAGUACGUACAACAGAGCCUCUAACAGUGUGUCUAGUGCAGACUCUGGCAGUCCCAGUACAACCACAGGUGUUAAAGUAGUUAGUGAAGCAGACAAUACGUACAACAGAGCCUCUAACAGUGUGUCUAGUGCAGACUCUGGCAGCCCCAGUACAACCACCAGUGUUACAGUAGUUAGUGAAGCAGACAGUACGCACAACAUCGCCUCUAACAGUGUGUCUGGUGCAGACUCUGGCAGCCACAGUACAACCACCAGUGUUACAGUAGUUAGUGAAGCAGACAAUACGUACAACAGCGCCUCUAACAGUGUGUCUGGUGCAGACUCUGGCAGCCACAGUACAACCACCAGUGUUACAGUAGUUAGUGAAGCAGACAAUACGUACAACAGCGCCUCUAACAGUGUGUCUGGUGCAGACUCUGGUAGCCCCAGUACAACCACCAGUGUUACAGUAGUUAGUGAAGCAGACAAUACGUACAACAGAGCCUCUAACAGUGUGUCUGGUGCAGACUCAGGCAGCCCCAGUACAACCACAGGUGUUAAAGUAGUUAGUGAAGCAGACAAUACGUACAAUAGCGCCUCUAACAGUGUGUCUAGUGCAGACUCUGGCAGCUACAGUACAACCACAGGUGUUACAGUAGUUAGUGAAGCAAACAAUACCUACAAUGGCGCCUCUAACAGUGUGUCUGGUGCAGACACUGGCAGCUACAGUACAACCACAGGUGUUACAGUAGUUAGUGAAGCAGACAAUACGUACAAUAGCGCCUCUAACAGUGUGUCUAGUGCAGACUCUGGCAGCUACAGUACAACCACAGGUGUUACAGUAGUUAGUGAAGCAAACAAUACCUACAAUGGCGCCUCUAACAGUGUGUCUGGUGCAGACACUGGCAGUCCCAGUACAACCACCAGUGUUACAGUAGUUAGUGAAGCAGACAGUACGCACAACAGAGCCUCUAACAGUGUGUCUAGUGCAGACUCAGGCAGCCCCAGUACAACCACAGGUGUUAAAGUAGUUAGUGAAGCAGACAAUACGUACAAUAGCGCCUCUAACAGUGUGUCUAGUGCAGACUCUGGCAGCUACAGUACAACCACAGGUGUUACAGUAGUUAGUGAAGCAAACAAUACCUACAAUGGCGCCUCUAACAGUGUGUCUGGUGCAGACACUGGCAGCUACAGUACAACCACAGGUGUUACAGUAGUUAGUGAAGCAGACAAUACGCACAACAGAGCCUCUAACAGUGUGUCUAGUGCAGACUCUGGCAGCCCCAGUACAACCACCAGUGUUACAGUAGUUAGUGAAGCAGACAAUACGCACAACAGCGCCUCUAACAGUGUUUCUGGUGCAGACUCUGGCAGUCCCAGUACAACCACAGUAGUUGUUGAAGCGCCUCUAACUGUGUCUGGUGCAGACUCUGGCAGCCCCAGUACAACCACAGGUGUUACAGUAGUUAGUGAAGCAGACAAUACCUACAAUGGCGCCUCUAACAGUAGUUAG
Mya arenaria is the source of this 8457-nucleotide messenger RNA. RefSeq names its product serine-rich adhesin for platelets-like. NCBI's taxonomy places the organism in Eukaryota, Metazoa, Mollusca, Bivalvia, Myida, Myidae. The record is from RefSeq and is a predicted model, not a curated record. The coding region runs from base 1 to 8457 and encodes 2818 amino acids. The transcript has 8 exons.